This is a messenger RNA of Closterium sp. Naga37s-1, 306 nucleotides long. The record is from the annotation of a GenBank genome assembly. NCBI's taxonomy places the organism in Eukaryota, Viridiplantae, Streptophyta, Zygnematophyceae, Desmidiales, Closteriaceae.
AUGAUCGGCAACGUGACGACCAUCGACUUCUGCCCCUUCGCGCCCUUCCAUUUCACCGCCACCAACUCCACCCGCGUGCGCCACCCACCCUCUCCCACCCGCUCCCCGUUCUCCGCGUACAGCGGGCAGUUCAGGGCGGAUGGCAAGCUGCUGGUGGUGGGCAGGGACAGGCAGGGGCAUCAUGUAGGUCAGACGGGCGCCGCUUUGGGGGAGGGGAAGUGGGAAGCACGGGAAGAAGGCGAUUGGGAAGAGGGGAGGGAGGGGAGGUCGGGGAGGGCAGUGGGUGGGUACGGUGAGAGGAUCUGA